AUGUCUUCUACCCAAAAUAUUGCUUCUCCUGACAAGGAUCGCAAACCUUCAUUAAGAACUCGAGUUUCAAAACAACCUGAUGUUAAAGAACCAUCCAAUUCGGCUCAAAGAUCCCUUCGGCCGCUUCUUAAACAACCCAUGGCUACUACCGGAACAGGUGCCGCGUCUCUAAUUAAUACUACGGCCACAACAUCAGCAACUGCUAACACAGUCGGAAAGUAUCGAUCAAUUUAUCCAAAGCUGGAUACGGAACCGAUCCCAAGUGAAUCUUUGGAACGCAUAGCGAUAUUUCCCACCCGUCCCUUUUCUUCUUUCUCACUCAAAAAGAAGACAAAACUUUGCAAAAAGGCCCCACGACUUUCAAAAGAGCUCCCACCUUCAGUACUAGAGAGACAAGCGAUCUCUAGAUCAUCUUCUUCCAUUGCAAAUCCUACAAAAAAGUCCGUAAAGGCUCACGAUAAGCAGGCAGCUGCUACUUUAGCCACACCAUCUAUCUCUCCUCUUACUCAUAAUACAAGUCAUACUAUCGAUUCUGUGGACGAGGAUAAAAAGCCAGCUACAAAAACAACAAUGGCAUUAAAACAAUCUAAAGGUCCAUCCUGGGUCCCAUCUCAGAACAGCAACAAGCGUAGUCGCGAGAAGUUCGAGGAACCCGAGGAAAAGAAUUACAUGAUUAGUUGUGGUCUCGGCGGUCAACUAGACGAUUACGCAACAUUCUACUUCCCAGAAACCGUUUUUAGAGCCAUACUCGAGCUCGUACCUCUCUUUCGAAAAUUUCGCAAGCCUUACUCCAAAUACGUCUAUAUCCGCGGAUACAUGGCUUCAUCUUCCAGAGUUAUCAUUCAAUGUCUUACUCAGGGUACAAUCAUGCCGCUUGAAUUACAUAAACCAGGACGAGCUGAAGGUCUUUCCAAUUACCAUUUCGUACGUACGUAUAUUAUGGCGAGUGAUUUUAACCUCCCUCUAUUGUGCGAUAAGCUUAUGGAUUCGGCUACGAAAGAGUUUUGGGGCAGUAGUGAAGAAGCGGUUAUCUUACCGGAUAUUCGGGACUUGCAUACUGUUUACUCGCAAACGGAGCAAGGUAAUCCUUUGAGAAAGCUUUAUAUUGCAGUCUUUUACUGGCUCUUGACCUCUGAUGAAUGCAACCAAGACACAGGCAUCCCUAAAGUUUCCAGCACCGAGCUUUGGAAUCUCCUCUCUCGCUCUGAAGAUGCUGGUGUAGACUAUAUCGACUACUGCAGAAGCCAAAUCGCAGUUCGUGGAACUCGUCAGCAUCCUCUUGAUCCACGAAAAUGGAAUUUAUGCGAAUUGCAUCAGCAUUUUUCAUAUGAGGAUUGUCCUAAUUGGAUUAAGAGUCCUAAUGCGGUCUAG
Molecule: messenger RNA, 1371 nt
Organism: Botrytis porri
Lineage: Eukaryota; Fungi; Ascomycota; Leotiomycetes; Helotiales; Sclerotiniaceae
Exons: 3
Coding region: 1-1371 (456 amino acids)
Source: RefSeq, a predicted model, not a curated record